This is a messenger RNA of Impatiens glandulifera, 312 nucleotides long. RefSeq names its product auxin-responsive protein SAUR32-like. The transcript has a single exon. The coding region runs from base 1 to 312 and encodes 103 amino acids. NCBI's taxonomy places the organism in Eukaryota, Viridiplantae, Streptophyta, Magnoliopsida, Ericales, Balsaminaceae. The record is from RefSeq and is a predicted model, not a curated record. Gene Ontology annotation, biological process: response to auxin.
AUGCAAUUCAAAGAUCAAAAGAAACUAAAGGUGAAGAAAGGAUGGUUAGCAGUUCGAGUUGGACUAGAUGAUGAAACUCAACAAAGAUUCAUGAUUCCAAUUUCAUACCUUUACCAUUCACUAUUUCAGAAACUUCUUGAUAGAGCACAUGAACUUUAUGGCUACCAUACAACCGGACCUAUUCAUCUUCCAUGUUCGGUUCAAGAUUUUCAUCAUCUUCGAUGGCGGAUCGAGAACGAUACUGCUGGAUCAGAUGGGCAUAACCACCAAAGUCAUUAUCUUGCUGGAUCUAUUGCCUUUCAUCCAUGUUGA